Molecule: messenger RNA, 7488 nt
Organism: Vespa mandarinia (Asian giant hornet)
Lineage: Eukaryota; Metazoa; Arthropoda; Insecta; Hymenoptera; Vespidae
Gene: Tomosyn
Product: syntaxin-binding protein tomosyn
Biological process (GO): exocytosis; Golgi to plasma membrane transport
Cellular component (GO): cytoplasm; plasma membrane; SNARE complex
Molecular function (GO): myosin II binding; syntaxin binding; GTPase activator activity
Source: RefSeq, a predicted model, not a curated record
CGUUUCGUACAGCGUUUGCGCUGUACACUACGUUCGCGGUCGUGCGAAAGUCCACAUGAGGCUGUUGCCAGUUAUUGAUCCUGGCACGCUUAAACAACACUGCAUUGCUGUCAACUAGGAAAACAAUUCCCGUCGACGCAGCGCGUUCGUAAAAUAUCAUCUGUUAACGGGCUUAAAGGACGAUUCGUGAACGUACCUAUUUCACGUCGUGUUAGUUACGUCGAUUGCGACUUUACCGAUAUUCUUGAUCAACUUCUCUCGAAAAUCGACGCACGUUCAUCGUUCUGUCAAAAUGUAAAAAAGAUUUCUUUCUUGGUAGCAGUAUCCGGCGGGUGAAGAAGCGAAAGAGAGAGAGAAGAGAGAGAGGGAGAGAGAGAGAGAGAGAGGGAAGAGAUAGAUAGAUAGAGUGGUGGGAGAAGGAGUGGGAACAAGAGAAAAGUAGACAGAACGAUAGACAGAGAGGGAGAGGGUGGGAGAGAGUGUGAGAGAGAGAGAGAGAGAAAGAGUGGGAAGGAGAGAAAGGGAACGAGAAAGACAAGUAGACGAAGAUAGAGAGGGAGAAAGAGAAGUCGAGCAACGUCACAAGAGAAAAGAUCCGUCAUCAGGAUUUUAUUCGCUCCUCUUUCUCUAAUGACAAGAGAUAGAGAAGGAAUAUAUAUAUAAAAAAAAAAAAAAACGGACCAAAAAAUCGAUUUCUUUUUAUCGUGCGAAUCCUUUUUCUUUUCUUUUUUUCUCUCGUAAGUCGUGCAAGUUCUGGUUAAGGCUACGAGCUCGUAACACGAAGAGACUUAGCGCGUUGUACGUACGUUGGCUGCACAUGUGAUCGUCCAAGGUGUCACCAUCAGCUCGAGAUGAAGAAGUUCACGAUCAAAGGGGUACUCGACGGUUUCCGUUCGUCGAUUCCUCAGCCAGCUAAGUCGGACCAGGAGAUCGUUGAAAAUCUAAGAUCCGAGCACUUUCAAGUCAAGAAGACAUUCAGACAUGGCUUUCCACAUCAACCGACAGCCGUUGCUUUCGACCCAGUUCAAAGGCUCCUUGCCAUUGGUACUAAAUCAGGAUCCCUCAGGAUUCUGGGUAGACCAGGCGUAGACGUUCAUGUAAAGCACGAAGGGUGUUCGGCAGUGAUGCAGUUGCAGUUUUUGAUUAACGAAGGUGCUCUUAUUUCUGCGACCACCGACGACACUCUUCAUCUGUGGAACUUUCGUCAGAAGAUACCGCAGGUAGUGCAGAGUCUGAAGUUUCAACGAGACAGGAUAACAUGCAUCCAUCUGCCACUUCAGAGCAAAUGGCUUUACGUUGGUACCGAACGUGGCAAUAUUCACGUACUCCACAUCGAAACGUUCGUUCUAUCCGGAUACGUAAUUAAUUGGAACAAGGCUAUCGAAAUAUCUAGAAAGACCCAUCCUGGUGCUGUAGUACACUUGAGUGAUAUUCCUUUAGAUUUGAGCAAGAUUCUGAUCGGAUAUGAAAGCGGACAGAUCGUCUUUUGGGAUUUGAAAACGAAGAGUGCGGAUUACAGAUGUCACAGCGACGAACCCUUGAAAUCAAUAACAUGGCAUCAUGAAGGCAAACAAUUUAUGUCUAGUCACAGCGAUGGUUCGCUAUUGACUUGGACGGUGCGUCAAUUAAAGCCAACAAAUGUCACGCAUCCACACGCGAAAGCUACCAAAGACGGAGAGCCGGAACCAUGUAAAUCUAUACAAAAAGUGGAAUGGAAACUGUCAAGAUCCGGGGAAGCGUACGUCAUAUUUUCCGGUGGUUUAGCUUAUGACACAACUGGAAGAACUCCUAGUAUUACAGUGAUACACGGAAAAACCACGACGGUCUUAGAAAUGGAGCACAAUGUUGUAGAUUUUAUAACGCUUUGCGAAAGUCCUUGGACAAGUGAUUUCCAGGAUCCUUACGCUGUUGUGGUUUUACUACAGAACGAUCUUGUGAUCAUCGAUUUGUUAACUCCUGGAUUUCCAUGUUUUGAAAAUCCAUAUCCAAUGGACAUACACGAAUCACCUGUGACCUGUUGUGCGUACUUCGCUGAUUGCCCGUCAGAUUUGGUACCUGCUUUUUACUCGGUUGGAUCUAAAUCGCAAAAGAAAACUGGAUUCAGUGAAAAAGAGUGGCCGAUCUCAGGCGGAGAAUGGAGUUCUAGUUCGAGCAGUUACAAUGAAAUUAUUCUAACAGGGCAUGCGGAUGGUAGUAUAAAAUUUUGGGACGCUUCUGCCGGUACGUUACAAGUCCUUUACAAAUUAAAAACGGCAAAGCUUUUUGAAAAGAGUAGAGUCCGAAGCGUGGAUUCGGAGGAAGAUCCAUUGGCGAUACAGCUUAUUUAUCUCUGUCCUGAAAGUCGAAAGUUGGCGAUCGCUGGUUCGGGGAAAUACGUUGUAUUAUUUAAAUUUAAGAAGGCUGAAAGUAUAUCGGAAGUAGUCACAUUAGAGAUAUCAUUGAGCCAAAAUCCAUUGAGAGAAAUAGAAACUUCGCCGGAUCACGAUGCGCCAGCGACGGGCAAUGUUCCUUCAGGCGGGGAGUCCAAACACACAUCGGAAUAUAAUCAUCCAUUGAAAGUGAAGACCGGUUUACAAAAACGUGCUGCUGGCUUUCAAGCAACUUUGAUUUGUCUAACAAUCGCACCGAGCGGAGAACAAACUGAAAACAUAACAGCCCUCAGUUUAAAUUCAUCUUAUGGAUUAAUGGCCUAUGGAAACGAGACAGGGUUAGUAAUAAUCGAUAUCGUGCAGAAAAUCUCUUUAAUAGUGCUGCACACGGCGGACCUUGGCGGAAGCGGUGAUCCUUACCAGCGAGUUCUGCGAAGUCCCAAGAGGCAAGAUGAUUCGAAGCGAGAAAACGAAGAUAAAGCAAGGAGCCCGAGUGCAGAUCAGACUCAGCCGGAAGCGACGAGGGAGAGCGAGCCGAUAUUAACGAUGCCGCUAGCAGAUACUCAUCAACAUCAACAGCAACAACAUUCUCAGUGUCAGCGUGCAUCGCCACGUGAUUCGAGUUGUCCGGUCGGAAGCAAUGUUGAAAAAUUGACCGAGGAAUCGACGAGCGAGGGCUCGGCCAAGCUCGUCUCUGGAAGUACAACUGCAUCGAACGGUGAAGACAGCCCGAAGAAUCAUGGUUGGAAGGGUUUUCGUCUGAAACGACAGCUCAGCAAGGUCGAUCUCAAGAUAAAGAAUACGUUUGCGUCGUCCUUGGUGUCAUCUCAGAAUGGGGUACUUCAGGUAGGCAGUGAGAGUGCCCCUCCGAAGAGUUCUUCCGUUUUUUAUUGCAACGUCAACGAGUCCUCGAGAGCUCUUUCACCGGUCGAAAGUCUUGAGACGGAGGAAGACGAGUCGGUCUCCUGUGCGAAUCCUUUGAGUCGCGAAAGUCCUCAAGCUUCUUGUCCUCAUGAUACGAAAAACGCAGAUACCGAAAGCGAGAGACAAAGCGGAGUUGAACGUAACGAAGCCGUCGAAAGAACUCACACGGCGAACGUUACGACGAUGGCUACGAGCACGAUGGCCGCGAGACCUUUAGAAUUGUCCUUGCAUGAGAACGAUCGAAAGCCACGAUUGAAGAGGAUAGUGAUGGGGAUUCAGAGUAAGAGAGAGGGACGUCUACUUUCCGUGCCUAAUCUGAAAUACCAGAAAACUGAUGGAUCAACCGUUUGUGACCUAAGAUGCGAGGAUAACACGGCACCAGUCGCAGACUCCUUCACUGGAAAUCUUAUAAGAAGAUUCAGCCGGAUAGACAAAUUUGACGGUUCCUUUCAACGAUCACGGAGCUCAAGCAUGUCUUCGCUUGAGAACAUCACCACGGAAACCAUUAGCUGCCUUACGUUCGCUGACUCCUAUACGAAGAAAAGCGAUACCAGCACCUUACCCACUUUAUGGGUUGGUACGUCUUUGGGGUCCACAACCAUCGUAUUUAAUCCACCUGUACCAGGCGAGAGACAUUCAUAUCCUGUGGUUGUUUCGACAUGUAAUGGAUCGACGUUCAAGUUGAAGGGUUGUAUCUUGUCGAUGUCAUUUUUGGAUUGCAAUGGCGCAUUGAUACCAUAUUCUUUUGAAUCCUGGAGAGAUGAGAACGUCGAUGGAGGAAAAGAACGUAACAAGAACCAAGGAAAAUGCAAUAGCCGAUUAUCACCGUCCUUGAACGCUCAAGUUACAACCGGGGAUGGUUUUGAGGAUCGGCAAUUUGUCGUCCUGACGUCUGAGAAGCAAGCGAGGGUCGUGGCUUUACCCUCUCAAGAUUGCGUCUACAGACAACAAUUGGCAGAGACUCAUAUUGUAAUCAAGGCAGAGGUUACGACUUUGAAAGAUAAUGUCUGCCUAGUAUGUUACGUCUCAAAUGGUCACGUAUCUACGUAUAGUCUACCUAGUCUCAGGCUGCUAAUAGACGUCGAUUUUCUACCGCUUACAGAUUUGAGUUUUCAGACUACAAAACACGGCAUUGUAGACCCCAUGUUGUCCAUAUGGGGUCAUCAACUGUUUGUUAAUGGCGAUACCGAUCAGAUUGCGAAGACUCUUUGCUUCAGUAAUCGUGGCCACGGUCUGUAUCUGUCCUCGCCUACGGAGAUACAGAAGUUUUCAAUAUCAAGCGAAUUCUGCGGAGAAUUGACCGAAAUGAUGGGAGAUUUGUUUAUCGGUCACGAUAUGCCGGAACCACCUAAGGAAAGUUUCUUUAGGGGCCUGUUCGGCGGUGGUUCGAGAAGUCUCGAUAGAGAAGAGUUGUUCGGCGAAUCGAGUGGUCGUGCAUCUCGUACAGUUGCUAAACACAUCCCUGGUCCAAAUGCAGGCACGGAAAAUAUGAGAGAACGCGUUACAGGAAUCACCGGUGAAAUUGCUCAGGCGCAUCACAUGGUAGUGGAGCGUGGAGAGAAGUUGUCGCACCUUGAAGAACGAACGGCUCGCAUGAUGUCCGAGGCUGAAAACUUUUCAACGUCGGCACACGGUCUGAUGCUAAAGUACAAGGAUAAGAAAUGGUACCAGCUAUGAGAGUAUCGCUUGAUUCGAAUCCGGAUACGAUUCAUAUGGACGAGUAUGGAAAUUAUAUGCAAGAAGUUGGCAUUUGCGAUUCAUUCAUGAAUUCUUCUCUCUUUGAUAAGAAAGCAAAAUUAACCGUAUUACAAGCUCCAAGUGUAUGCUCUAUGAGAAACAUGUAUGUAGGGACAAAGAGUGAAUUAGAGUGGAAGUAUGAGAGAGAGAGAGAGAGAGAGAGAGAGUGGGAGAGAGAGAAAUAUUAAUAGAUAAAAAGGAAUAUGAAAGAGAAAAAGAAAAAUUGAAUGUGUGAACGAAUAAAGUAUAGGAUCGAGAUGAUAAGGAAAGCUCCCUGCGCGCGUGCACAUACACAUACACAUACACACAUAUACGCAUACACACAGUUUCCACACACACACACACAUGCGCAUAUACACAAACAACACAUUCACAUGAUCAUCUGUGCUGGUCACAGGUUAUAGGUACGCACAUUAGCAAGACGAAAUUGAAUGGAUGGUAGAUAAUAAAGCGAUUACAUAUACAAGGUCACUUCAACAACAACAUCGAUCAUAAUCUUUAUUCAAGAAAACAUUAAGACAUGAAAGAGGCGGUUCGAUAUGAGCUUAUAGUACGAAUCGCUUAAAAAUCAUAUAAAGGAGUGAGACGACGAUACAGGAGUCAAUACGAGCAAUUACGAAAUAAUUCGCCUUUUAAUCGAUGGUACUCGUUGAUUCAUUCGGAUGUCCUGCGCCAUUUAUGACGUCUUUACAUUACGCUUUUCUUUAUUGUCGAUGAAAUAAGGGGAAAAAAAAUGCGACAACGGUGGAAUUCGAGUGAAACGAUAUAACAUCGUUUUACUUUCUUGUCUCAUUUUUCACGAAGAAGAUAGGUAUUUAAUCACGGGACAUGGAAUUAUCAAAGACAGCAGAAAUUCAAGGCGCAGCGAUUUUAUCCUCCGAAUGUAUUGACAAUAAAAAUAUAGUUAAUUAGUCGAACAUGCAGAGGAUUGGAUAAAAUAUCAAACGAUGAAGUAUAUAUUUUAUCCACGGAGGCGAGUUUUGUAGUAGGAAAAGGUAUACUGCGAAACACGUCACGCCGAUAAGAAUGUAUAAUUGUUAUCGAAUUGUAGUUAUCGCUAGACACGCUAAUGUAUAUAUAUAUAAUGGAAUGAGAAAAAAAAAGAAUACACACACACACACAGACACACAUACACACACACAUACAUACACAAAGUAGGAAAGAUUAUGCGUUAUAAAAAGCUGUUUAUAAAUAAUGUGUUAUAAGUUACGCUACUUCAGCGUCGUUGGUGAAUUCAACUGAAUUUGUAAUGCAUAAAUGGCACGGAAGAGCAAACUAUUCUAAUUUUAACUGUACGUAUAGACUAGAUAACAUAAAGACAAUAUAUGAUAUACACACACGUGCGUUCCGGGCGCGCGCUUGUGCGGGUGCAAAAAAUUCAAUUGAAUUUAUCGAGGCUCUGAAUCGACGUACUGCUUCCAUAGCAAUAAUUGUAUAGUCGAUGUUAAUGGUACUAAUCACUUGCAUUAAUACUUAUAAAUGCAUCCUACAGACGAUUAACUAGAAUGCAUUCUUCGAGUUGUUUAAACUUCGUGGUAUGAUCUUUCUUGGACAAUAUAUUCAAAUCGCAUUGAAUUAAUCCCGUUAUUAUAUCGUGGGAUGUCUUCACUAUCAAUUAUUAGUACAAAACUCGCGAACUCGGCGAGUCGUUGGAGACUUAAUAGGCGACAUUUACGAGAAAAAUAUAAUAAUGGAAACAUGUUAUUCGAGGCUAAGGAUCGAAUAAAACUUUCGGUUGUUCGGUAGGUACACUACAUUUGCGCUAUCCUACAUACAUCUAGAAUCAUUGCUCUUUGGAAAUCGGAGAUUCUGCAUGCGAGCGAUUUAAUGAUAGUAUAUUAAUAAUUAAAAAAAAAAAAAAGAAAAAGAAAAAAAAAAGAAAAAAAAAGACAAAAAAGACAAAAAAAAGAAAGAAAAAAAAAAAUAUAUAUAUAUAUAUAUAUAACAAAUUCAUAAGUGGAAGGCUAUUUUAACGCUCACACGAAGGGAAUGAACGUUUCUUCAGUUCGAAAAGAGAAAGUGUUUUUUCGGACUACUGUGAAAGUGGUUUUUUGUUGUAAUAAUGGAACUGUAGUUAAAUGUGCCAUAGUUAUGAAGGAAUAGAGAUAUAUAUAUAUUACCGUUUAAGUGUUUGAUAAUAUAAUAUACUCCACAACUUCCGUUGUACACGGUAAAAUAUCAUACUUUACAGAUUUCGACUACUUAUCUGUCGCAUCGGAACCUGCAAAGAUCUGUUUGAAAAUAAUUUCUCGAUAUAUAAAAUGUAGUUUCAGUUAUAUUUAAACUUAGCUAACUAAUUUCGUUUUCGUUCCUCGAAUCAUUUUCAUACACGGUGCUUGUAAUCUUCGAUUGGUAAUUAUUUAGAUGAAAACAGAGCUGAAACUAUCUGUUGUAUAUCUUCAUAUCACGAUACAAACUAUUGUCACGUACUUGAUUGAAUAAACAUUAAUUUUGCCUA